This is a messenger RNA of Saccharomycodes ludwigii, 1110 nucleotides long. RefSeq lists its product as uncharacterized. The record is from RefSeq and is a predicted model, not a curated record. The transcript has a single exon. The coding region runs from base 1 to 1110 and encodes 369 amino acids. NCBI's taxonomy places the organism in Eukaryota, Fungi, Ascomycota, Saccharomycetes, Saccharomycodales, Saccharomycodaceae.
AUGGGAACCAGUACAUCAGUAACUGUUGGCUGUGCUAUAGGUAUUCCAUGUGCUGUAGCAGUGGUACUCGCCUUGGCAUUUUGGAUAAAAAUGCAAGAAAGAUUUAAAAAGGAAUUACGAGAAGAUGAUGGUCAUAGUCUGAAUGGUGAUUUAGUGAUAUCAAAUAUAAAUGAUCUGAAAGAAUAUUAUAACAAUAAUAAUAAUAGCACACAACAAAUGCUAGAUGACACAGAUGACCAUAAAACAGAUUCUAUUAUUAAGCCAAAUAAUACACUGAAAAGAUCAUCUUCCUCUAGAUAUGUCCCCGCGUAUAGAAGAAAUAUGGUCAAAAACAUGUAUGAGCAAUACUAUCCCACUAAUUUUAAUAGCAAUGAAGAACUCAAACUCGGAAACCAUACUGAUAAUAGUACAGAAAAUAUAAAUAAUGCUGAGAACAAGAAUAAUCCCCCUGAAAAUAACAAACAGCAUAUGAUCAUGAAUAACUCAAUCUUAUAUGAUACAUAUGUUCCAAUAUUCAAAGAUACAGACAAAGAUUCUAUUGCCCUAGAUACACUCUCAAAAGAUCCGGAACAACAGCAUCACACCUCACAACUUACAACUCCUUAUACUUCUACGGAAAACAUGUUAGUUCGGAAUUUAAACAGCCAAGAUUAUGGAAACUACUAUCCAAGACACCCAUCUACCUCAUCACACAAUCUACAAAAAGUUGGGUCUUAUCCAUCUUUAAAAGAUUCCUCGUCAAUAACACGACAUAACAGCUAUAAGAUGCAGACGAAAUCUAGUAUACGUAAUUUGAAAAAACAUGAUGAUAAUGUCUCUUCUACAACAUAUUUGGUCCCAGAUCAUACUUCUGGUAGCAACUCGUCCAAAAUACGUGAUAAUUUUAACGAUAAGAGGGAAAGCAUUUUUGAUGAUGAAAACCAAAUAUCCGAUAAUCUUUCGAUCCAAUCCUCACUGAGAGAAAAUAGUAAUCCGGUUAUAGGACCCGUUGGAGAUCAUAACAUUGAGCAAGCUUCCACAAUAGAGGAAGAAGAUCAGUAUGAAAAUGAUUACACGAAUUAUUCACAGAAUAAAAAGGACUUCAUCGAUAGCUUGAGACCCAAAAUAUAA